This is a messenger RNA of Schistocerca nitens (vagrant locust), 1200 nucleotides long. RefSeq names its product foot protein 1 variant 1-like. NCBI's taxonomy places the organism in Eukaryota, Metazoa, Arthropoda, Insecta, Orthoptera, Acrididae. The record is from RefSeq and is a predicted model, not a curated record. The transcript is spliced from 2 exons. The coding region runs from base 1 to 1200 and encodes 399 amino acids.
AUGACCAGUCUGCUAGCCGAGUGGUCUAAGGCGCUGCAGUCAUGGAGUGUGCAGUCUCAGGUGCUGAAGUCAUGGAGUGAGUGGUCUAAGGCGCUGCAGUCAUGGAGUGUGCAGUCUCAGGUACUGCAGUCAUGGAGUGAGUGGUCUAAGGCGCUGCAGUCAUCGAGUGUGCGGUCUCAGGUGCUGCAGUCAUGGAGUGAGUGGUCUAAGGCGCUGCAGUCAUGGAGUGUGCGGUCUCAGGUGCUGCAGUCAUGGAGUGAGUGGUCUAAGGCGCUGCAGUCAUGGAGUGUGCGGUCUCAGGUGCUGCAGUCAUGGAGUGAGUGGUCUAAGGCGCUGCAGUCAUGGAGUGUGCGGUCUCAGGUGCUGCAGUCAUGGAGUGAGUGGUCUAAGGCGCUGCAGUCAUGGAGUGUGCGGUCUCAGGUGCUGCAGUCAUGGAGUGAGUGGUCUAAGGCGCUGCAGUCAUGGAGUGUGCGGUCUCAGGUGCUGCAGUCAUGGAGUGAGUGGUCUAAGGCGCUGCAGUCGUGGAGUGUGCGGUCUCAGGUGCUGCAGUCAUGGAGUGAGUGGUCUAAGGCGCUGCAGUCAUGGAGUGUGCGGUCUCAGGUGCUGCAGUCAUGGAGUGAGUGGUCUAAGGCGCUGCAGUCAUGGAGUGUGCGGUCUCAGGUGCUGCAGUCAUGGAGUGUGCGGUCUCAGGUGCUGCAGUCAUGGAGUGAGUGGUCUAAGGCGCUGCAGUCAUGGAGUGAGUGGUCUAAGGCGAUGCAGUCAUGGAGUGUGCGGUCUCAGGUGCUGCAGUCAUGGAGUGAGUGGUCUAAGGCGCUGCAGUCAUGGAGUGUGCGGUCUCAGGUGCUGCAGUCAUGGAGUGAGUGGUCUAAGGCGAUGCAGUCAUGGAGUGUGCGGUCUCAGGUGCUGCAGUCAUGGAGUGAGUGGUCUAAGGCGCUGCGGUCAUGGAGUGUGCGGUCUCAGGUGCUGCAGUCAUGGGGUGAGUGGUCUAAGGCGCUGCAGUCAUGGAGUGUGCGGUCUCAGGGGCUCCGGAAUCAGCCGACAAGUCAGCAGGCGACGAACUGCGCGUGUAGCCAGCAGGUGCGGCCCAGAGCAGAGCGGCUGGCCGGGCUAUUCCUGGAAGCAGCGGCGUGCGGCUUUGGAACGGCGAGUGAAGCCCCCUGUCAAGAGGUGAGCGCUGCGUCGCCCACACCUUUCAAGUGA